CCCCUUGAAUCAUUUUAUCCCUCUUUGUCUUAUUCUUUUCCCUUUCCCCUCGAGUGAUUACGAGAAGAAUACGAGUGUUCAUGGAAAUUGACCUGAACCAGGUAGUGAAUGAGGGGGAGAAGGGUGAAAGCCAUGGAGAUUAUGAUAAGGCUGGUGGUGUUGGCAUUUGUUCUCUGUCUCCUUCAUCAUCUACUUCUUGUUCUUCUACUUCCUCUGCUUCUUCUGUGACUUCUUCAGUUUAUUUGGAGCUAUGGCAUGCUUGUGCUGGCCCUCUUACCUCCCUGCCCAAGAAGGGAAGUGUGGUUGUCUACUUCCCUCAAGGUCACUUGGAACAGGCUUCUUCUUCUGCAUCUUUUCCAUGCUUAGAAAUACCCGCCUUUGGUCUCCAACCACAGAUAUUCUGCAGGGUUGUCAAUGUCCAACUCCUUGCCAACAAGGAGAAUGAUGAGGUUUAUACACAGGUGACAUUGUUUCCUCAACCAGGGUUGGUGGAGAGGAAUUUAAAGGACCAGAGCCAUGAAGAGGAGGUGGUUGUUGACGAUGGGAAUGGACAUAUGCUAUUCAAAUCAACCCCUCACAUGUUCUGUAAAACUUUAACAGCUUCUGAUACUAGCACCCAUGGGGGUUUCUCUGUCCCACGUAGAGCUGCAGAGGACUGCUUUCCACCUUUGGAUUAUAAACAAGAAAGGCCUUCCCAGGAGCUCAUUGCCAAGGACCUUCACGGAGUUGAAUGGAGAUUUCGACAUAUUUACAGAGGUCAGCCACGACGGCAUCUACUCACCACUGGAUGGAGUACGUUUGUAAGCCAAAAGAAUCUUGUUUCAGGGGAUGCCGUGCUCUUUUUGAGGAGUGAAAAUGGAGAACUGAGGUUGGGAAUACGAAGAGCUGGUCCUCGAAAUGGUUGUCCUAAUUCAAUUCCUGCCAACCAUAAUAUGCACCUCAAUUUUCUUUCCCCUGUUGCUAAUGCAAUAUCCACCAAGACUAUGUUUCACGUAUUCUACAGCCCAAGGGAAAGUCCUGCAGAGUUUGUCAUUCCGUACCAAAAAUAUAUGAAAAGCAUCGUUGAUCCAGUGUCUAUUGGAACAAGGUUUAAAAUGAGAUUCGAGAUGGAAGAUACAGUGGAGAGAAGAUGCAGUGGUGUAGUGACCGGUGUAGGUGAGGUUGAUCCCUAUAGAUGGCCUGAUUCAAAAUGGAGAUGUUUGAUGGUCAGAUGGGAUGAAAAUAUUGCUAGAGGACAUCAAGAAAGAGUUUCUCCAUGGGAGAUUGAGCCCUCCAUAUCUGUAUCAGCCAUGAGUGUUCCAUCUGCCCCAAGAUUGAAGAAAUCGCGGACCAGUCUGCAGUCAACCUCACCUAACAUCCCAAUAACUGCAGGCGGGACUGGCUUCUUGAAUGAUGAAUCUGUAAGAUCCUCUAAGGUCUUGCAAGGUCAAGAAAAAGUUGGUUUCAUAUCACCAGUGUAUAGUGGUGAAAAGGUCAACCAUCCAUUGGACUUUGAGAUGAAUAAUCCAGCAAGCCAAAUGUCAACCCGGUUAAAACAGACCAUUGAUAGUGAUUUUGUGAGAACACAAUCUGCCACUUACACAAGCUGUGAGGAGUCCAACAGAUUCCAGAAGGUCUUGCAAGGUCAAGAAAUAUGCCCACAGCCAUCCCUGCAUGGAAGAGCUGAGGUCAACCCUAGUGCUUGGGAAAAGAUUGAUGAUGGUUGCAACAUGUUCAAUAUGUAUCAAGGGGCCAACCCAAUGAUCUACUCAUUUUCUUCAGAUGCCCAAGGCAUGUAUAUGCCAUCUGAUGACAUGUAUAGAUCGAGCCAUUAUCCUGUGAUGCAACAAUAUAUGGCUAGUUUCCAGAGAGGGACUUCCCAUAUCAACUUGCCUUCUGUCCAAAGAAGGUUCCCUGGGUGUGCAAGGGAUGAACAAGGCAAUCCAAGUUCACACAAUCCAUUGAAAGAGCAUAAGCCACCUGACAGUUUAUCUGCUCAGGAAACUAAUGACACAGAUUCCAAAAACCAGAAGUCUGAUACUUGCGAUGAGACAAACACUGACUGUAAAUUGUUUGGGUUUUCCUUGGCUGGAGAAAAUCUUAUUCCCAACCCGCAGAGCUCCAGUAGGAGGAGCUGUACAAAGGUUCACAAGCAAGGAAACAUAGUUGGAAAGGCUAUUGAUAUGUCAAGACUGAAAAGCUAUGAUGAGCUGCUGAGAGAAUUGGAGCAGCUAUUUGGCAUGGAGGGCCUUCUACACGAUCCUAAGAAAGGCUGGCAAGUUCUUUAUACAGACAGUGAAAAUGAUAUGAUGGUUGUUGGAGAUGAUCCUUGGCACGACUUUUGUAAUAUUGUAUCAAAGAUCCAUAUAUAUACACAAGAGGAAGUAGAGAAGAUGGUGAUUGGCAUGGUCAGCGAUGACACUCAAAGUUGUUUGGAAGAAGCUCCUGCAAUAAUGGGUGUUUCAAAUUCUUCUUCUUCUGUGGGACAGCCAAAUUCCCCACCAGUCAUUAGGACAUGAAAAGUUGUAUAUUGGGAAUCAUGUAUGGUACAAUGUUAUUUAUACCUACAC
Telopea speciosissima is the source of this 2549-nucleotide messenger RNA. Its product is annotated as auxin response factor 4-like. The coding region runs from base 81 to 2498 and encodes 805 amino acids. Gene Ontology annotation, molecular function: DNA binding; protein binding. Gene Ontology annotation, biological process: response to hormone; regulation of DNA-templated transcription. Lineage: Eukaryota; Viridiplantae; Streptophyta; Magnoliopsida; Proteales; Proteaceae. The record is from RefSeq and is a predicted model, not a curated record. Gene Ontology annotation, cellular component: nucleus. The transcript is spliced from 12 exons.